This is a messenger RNA of Colletes gigas, 1479 nucleotides long. RefSeq lists its product as uncharacterized. Lineage: Eukaryota; Metazoa; Arthropoda; Insecta; Hymenoptera; Colletidae. The transcript is spliced from 2 exons. The record is from RefSeq and is a predicted model, not a curated record. The coding region runs from base 1 to 1479 and encodes 492 amino acids.
AUGCAGUCGGCCGGAAAUGGACCAAGUGCCGCGGUUCGGGGUAGUGCCGCGAGUCUGGGCAGCGUCGCGACGCCCGAAAUAGAGCGCGUCGGCAUAAAAGUGCCGCCGUUUUGGCCGGAGCAGCCCGAAAUCUGGUUUUGCCAGGUGGAGGGCCAGUUUGUGUUGAGUGGCAUCACGAUGGACUCUACAAAAUUUUAUUAUGUCAUGUCCCACCUUGACCCCAAGUACGCGGUGGAGGUCAAGGACGUUCUAGAGUUUCCGCCAGCGACCGAGAAAUAUGAGACCCUGAAAAGGGAAUUGAUCCAACGGCUGUCUUCGUCGCAGACACAGCGAAUACGACAGCUGCUGGAAAAAGAGGACAUGGGGGACCGGACACCGUCCCAGUUCCUGCGUCACAUGCAGGGGCUGGCAGGUAAAACUGUAUCGGAGGAUUUCCUGCGGACGCUGUGGGCCAGCCGAUUACCGCCGAUGACGAGGGCCAUCGUCAGCGCACAGGCCGACCUGCCGCUAGGGAAACUGGCGGAAAUAGCCGACCAAAUCCACGAGGGGACGAACCAGCCCCAGAUAGUCGCCGUUGCAGCAGCCCAUGGAGCUACGACGCAAGACAGCGUCAUGGAGAAGUUGUGCCUCCAGGAACCGCCGGAGAUCAAAAUCGCGGAGGAGAAGCCAAUCCCCCCAGCAGAUGGACCACUGCUGGUAUCACCGGACGUUCGGGGACAGGUCGACGAAGUGCCGACAGCCGUGUGCGUACACGUCGGGAAACUCGACCACCCAGCACUGAACGCGGCAGUCAGUGAUGGACCACGUACCUGCCGCCUUUUCGUCCUCGACCGGGCUCGAAACGAAGAUUACUUGGUCGAUACGGGGUCGGACCUGUGCGUUUAUCCGCGCUCGUUCAUCAAGGGUCCGCUCCCCAAGACCAAGUACGAGCUCUUCGCUGCCAACGGGUCGAUUAUCCCGACGUACGGGUUGAAGCCAGCGAGUCUCGACCUGGGACUCCGACGCGCCUUCGUUUGGAGGUUCGUCGUCGCCGACGUUUCGAAGCCGAUCAUCGGCGCCGACUUCCUGGCGCACUUCAGCCUCCUGGUCGACCUCAAAGGGAAGCAGCUCCUCGACAGGACGACAACGCUGACCACGACGGGAAGGGUCGCCGCCGUCGACGUACCGUCGGUCAAGGCCAUCGUCGGGGACUCUCCCUACGAGGGAUUAUUGGCGGAAUUCCCAGCCCUCCUGUGCCCGACGAUCCACGGUGGACGGCAGGUAAAGCAUGACGUAGUUCACCAUCUACAAACGACCCCAGGACCUCCGGUAUUUUGCAAACCGCGCCGGCUAUCGCCGGAGCUGUUUAAAACAGCCAAAGCGGAAUUUGAGGAUCUAUUGAAUCUCGGUCACAUCCGUCCUUCUAAGAGCCAGUGGGCUUCCGCCCUGCAUAUGGUUGCUAAGAAGGAUAACGGAUGGAGACCCUGUGGAGAUUAUUGA